AUGUCGCGACAAGAUCCGUUUUCUCGAGCCAUAGCUUCCGACCUGCCGAUUGUGGAGCAGCUCAAUGGCAUCACGACAGUGGCUGGGGCACUUGCGUGGGGGCUGUUUCAGGAGCACGUGAGGGACGCGGCCAUCCGCUUCAUGGCAGCGGGCAAGCACAAGAGCCGGCACUGGGUCGGGCACCGAUCCGAUGCCCUGAGCCUUUGCCCUCCCGCAGGCUCGAAGGUUCUGCUUUCACGGUCUUCAGCAUUGCUGCCCGUCUCAUCGCCCGCUGUAGGACCAGUGGUCUUGGAGCAGCUGGCGAAGUUGGCCAUCAUCGUACCAAGAAGAGAGGCCAUCGUGGCAAAACGAGGAGCCCGCGCCUCCAUCACGGGACCGUUGGGAGGCGUGGCAAAGCCAGGCGCCAGCGAGGGAGCAGGAGGCCGCGCAGGCAUCCACUCAGCCAGGGCCUUCGGAAUCUUCGAGGGACAGGCACUGGUGCUUCCGGUCCGUAAAAUGCUGUACAAUUGGGGUCAGCGGAAAUUGUUUGGACUGGCAGAGCUGCGUUUCAACUUCAAGGGAGCCUACACAGGCACGCGAGAAGAGACAGAAACACAAAGGGACAAGAUCGGCAAAGACAACUGGCAACGGCCAGCGGCUGGCAUUACGCCGAACUUCAGUUACAACCAGACUGCUUCAAUGGGUUUCCCAAUUGUUGUCGAACAGAUGCGGGGUCAUAUCUUAGACGAGUUCUCGGCUUCCCCGCCACAUCACGAGUCAGAUGCCUGGAGCGACUGGCGAAGCUCUGUACCCACCGGCGGGCCCAAGAAGGCACCAGGUGGCUCAGAAACUGGGUGGAACGGCCGGUCGCAGGCGGUUCCAGACGGUCAGGAGGUUGGCGCGGAGGAGAAUGCAACGCCCUGUGAGCCGACCCUGGAUGCCUGGAGGGAGCCUCGCCCCAUGGAGGUCCCUGCUGAGCAGCCGCGUUCACGGCGUCCCCCUCGUGACAUCACGUCCAAAGUGUUCGUGACAGGCCUCAGCGGCGAUACUGGGCCGCAGACCUUGGGCGAAUACUGUCAAGGGGUCGGCGAAGUCCGGCACGUGUCUCUGUUCAUAGACUCUGAUAGCAGUGACCUUAAUGGCACCGCGAAGGUAGACUUUGACAGCGAGGAGACCGCCAAGCGGGCGAUCCGCGAACUUAGCGGGACCUUGCUCGAUGGCUGUACUAUAACGAUGCAAAGUCUAGCGGAUGUCCCCGCCUACCUUUGGCAGCGACGCGACAAUGAUGGUUGUGCUGUCUUCGUCUCCAACCUCGCCACAGAGGUGGGUCGCUUCGAGCUCAAGGCGUUUGCUGCAGAAGCCGGGGAUGUCGGCUUCGUGCGCAUUUUCACAGAUCGCCAGACUGGCCUUUCGCGUGGCUGUGGCAAGGUGGAGUUCGCUUCGCUGGAGCAAGCCCAGCAGGCAGUGCAGCAGUUGAAUGGCAAGGUCCUUUCAGGUCGCACGGUGACGGUGGAGCCAAUGGCCUCCGAGGUGUUCCGUGAGCUAGGGCGCGCAGCGGCGCCCGCCGGCGGACACUUGGUUGUUAACUCUUACCGCACUGCUUUCGUCGGUGGCCUUUCUGCGGAAAUGGACGAAGGUAUCAUCCACGCGCGUCCGAGGAAUCAUGCCAGGACUCCUCUUCGGAAUCGGGCUCUAAUCAGUAUUCUUCACGACCUUUCCGUUUUUGCCGGCUUGCUGGGCUUGCUGGCUGACGGCCCUGGUGCGUCUGAGGUGGUCUCCUCGACCUGGUCUCGGACAUUGGUGACCUUUGCUAGGGUCUUCCGAGACCGUCAGACCGGUGCCUCGAAGGGCUGUGGCAAAGUGGAAUUCGAGACAGAGGACCUCGUGGCCAAGGCGGUGAGCGAAUUGAACGGGAAGGAGAUUCACGGUCGAAGCAUCACCAUCGAGCCGUUCAGUCAGGCUCAGCACAUCGGGUGCAUAAUCGAGAAGAACCGAGGGCCUAUGAGUGCUGAGCUGCACCAAAUCGUGGAUCCGGCACACGAAGGGCGCCCUCCGCGAGAUGCGGCGCCACCUGUUGUGGAUGGGCGCCAGGUGUUUCUCUCUGGCCUUUCUUCUAGCACAGACUCGGAGACAUUGCGGAAGUUCUGCGAACUCAGCGCUGGACCCGUGGCCAACGCCCGCGUGUUCACUCACCGUGACACUGGCGAAUCUAGGGGUACCGCGAAGGUCGAGUUCGACUCUGCGGAGUUGGCGCAGUCUGCCAUCCAGGCUUUAAAUGGCCGCUUGCUGGACGGGAGCCACCUCUCAGCACGCUUGAUGGAGCGGGAUCGGCCCCCACGACAGCCUGCAGAGGGAAGCAGCCGAAUCUUCAUCACGAACCUCCCUGACGAGGUCAGCGAGGAGCAGGUGCAGGAUCUGCUUGUCCAGGCUGGCGAGGUCAUCUCCGUGCAGGUGUUCAAGACGGGUGCCGGCAAUACCGCCAGCCGCGCGACGAUGGCAUCUUCUGACCAAGCCCAACGAGCUGUGAGCAUUCUGAACGAGACCUUUUACAUCUCCAACCGCAUCAGUGUGCGAAUGGAUGCAGAGCGUCCAAAACCGCAGACCGAUGCGACGAUUUUCGUGGGUGGCUUGAGCUUCAGCACCACUACUCAAGGCCUGGAGCAGCAUUUCAGCCGGGUGGCCAAAGUCGUCCAGGCAUCCAUUUUCACAGCCAAAGACACAGGCAAGCCUCGAGGUUCGGGGAAGGUGGAAUUCCAUUCUGCGCGCGAUGCAGAACGUGCAGUGCAGGAGCUGAAUGGUUCGGAGCUCGAUGGCCGGCAGGUCCACGUGAAAAUCAUGGAGGCCCGACCGCCAGAGAGGUCCAGUCCCAUGCGCCCACCUCCAGGGCUGAGCCCCCCGGAUAGUGGCCGUCAGCUCUUCGUGUCGGGCCUCGCGCCGACCACGCAGACUGAGUUGCUGCGUGAGUUCUGCGAAGCCUGCCUUGGCGACGGGUCAGUCGUGUACUGCAACGUCUUCCAGGACCAUGACACCGGCGAGUCAAAAUGCACUGCGAAAAUCGAGUUUGCAUCUUCGGAUCUGCUGGAGCGAGCUUUUCAGGACCUGGAGGGUGCGCAGCUGGAGGGUGGCCGUUUGUCCCUCCGCCGGCCAGGCGAACCCCGACAACCUCCGGCCCCAGACGGGCGUACAAUUUUCCUGGGAGGGCUGAGCUGGGACGUCGACUCCGAGGCCCUCAAAGGCUUCGCGAGCCGGAUCGGCGAGGUCACCUAUGCCGCCGUGUUCACCAACAAAGAAACCGGGAAAUCCAAAGGUUCAGGCAAAGUGCAGUUUGCCACCGCGGAGCUUGCCAGUAAGGCAGUGGAGGAGCUAGCCGGCCAGGAUCUGAUGGGUCGCGAGGUGACUGGGAAGAGCACUUCAGCUGGAGAUGGCGCCGAGAAAGUGUACUUUUAUGGUGUGAUAAAGUCUUACGACGAGCAGAAGGGCUUCGGCUACAUCGCCUCCAGUGACUUCGCAGCGCUCUCGGGGCGAGACGUGUAUCUAACAAAAGAGGAAGCCGCAGCAGCUUCGAAAGAUCCUGUGGCAGGCCCGUCAUCUGGCUCGGAUGCCACUGUGCCCAAGGAGGGGCAGCCUGUGAAGUUCCAGGUGACGCAGAACGGCGAGGGGCACCCGCAAGCCGUCAACGUGGCGGCCGUCCGGCCCCUGAUCGGAGACGUCGCUCAGCUCCCGCGUGACGGGGAUCAAGGCGGCGUCCUGGCCACCUGCCUCGUCAUCAAGGGAGAUCCAGAGGGAUCAGAGAAAGUGCAGUCCCUUGUGGGAAAAGAGGUUCGCUUUGGCCAAGCAGACUGUGGACAGCUGAUGUUGGCAGUGGGUGAUGAGGUCCUGUUCUCCUGCAGUGUGGUGAGCGAGUCACCGCAUGUUGUGGACGCGAGGAUCUCUGAGCUUAGGUCGACCUCGCGCACGGGUCCCAUACUUUUCGGCAACUUUCACGUGGAAUUCCCCAGGAGUGGCGACUCUGUCUGCAACCUGGGUGGGCACGCUAUGCAAGACCGAAUUGUCCUGGCAGGGUUGCCGCCUGACCUGAAGGGUCCCGAGCUGAUGCGCCUCUUCGAGAAUUUCAACGCCCAGGAGCCACUCCUGGCCCGGGAGGACGCUGGGCCUCGCGGUGGUUUCGCCUCCGUAAUCUUCCAAGGAGGUCCGACUGAUGUGGCGCAGUUCCUGCUUCGCACAGCCAUUGCAAUGACAGUUGAUGGCAAGGCCCGGGCUGCUCGCCUCGGAUUUAACGCCCGCGCUCCACAGGACCUGGCACAGCUCCCACUUCUUCCUGCACAGCCUCAGCCCACGCUUGAAGCUGAAGAGGGUGGUGCGCUUAUGGUUCGAUGGCAGCAAGUUGGCAUGGCUGUGGGUUACCUUGUUGAGCUGCGCCCUUUUGGGGACGAAGCAGGAUGGUCGCCCGUGGACGUUUCGCCCGGCCACCACGUGGAUCCGCACCCCUCCCUCCCACAGGGACUGCUUGGCCCGCAGUGCAGCGCUUGCCGCGUCAACAGCCUGCGGGAGGUGCCGUAUGAAGCCAGAGUGAUGUAUUAUGCUGCAUCUGGAUGCCGGUCCUACCAUUCGAAAGUUUCGACGCCAUGCAAGCCGACGCCCUCUGCGUCCACUCGCAGAGAUGAUGGACAUUCCAGGCAGUAUCAGAGCGCAGAUGGCAUCGCGUCGACGGUCGACUGGCGUGCAGCCUCUGGCAGCAUCAUCCCGGCUCCCCCACCGCCGGAGCUCAUACCGUAUGAGGAGCCCAAUGGAGGGCGCGGCAUUCUUAUCCAGUGGCCCACCAUCAUCCAUGCAACGGCGUACGUGGUGGAUCUAUAUGAGGAGACCUCCGGAUCAAUGGAGAGCUUCAAAAGAGCUGUUCCUGACAACUUGCGGGAAGUGCUGGUGGAACUGAGAGUCGGCAACUUGCAGCCAAGUGGCAUCUACAGCGCCUCUGUGCGCUCCGUUGCGCCCUGCGGAGCUCAAUCAGUCGCCUCGGCGUACUCGAUGGCUCCAGCUCCAGCAACGCCGGCUCCGUGGUUCCCGCCCGCCAGCUAUCCGCCACCCGCUAGCUACCCGCCGCCACUACAAAGUGCCUGGGGUCCUCCACCGCUGCCCAGCAACGGCGUGCGGCCACCGGGUGUUUCGCCGCUGUUGGCCACGAAUCCUGGCCUGCCCGGGCCGUUGCCUGGCACGCCACCAGGACCUCCGCCACCGCCGGCGGAGCCUCCCAGCGUAGAGCACGAGGCCCAGCUGCCUGCUGUUUCGGCUGCCGCGGCUCAGGGCGCCCUAGCCGAGGGCACCGCUCACGAGGCUGCGGCGCUGGUGCUUGACUAG
Molecule: messenger RNA, 5334 nt
Organism: Symbiodinium necroappetens
Lineage: Eukaryota; Dinophyceae; Suessiales; Symbiodiniaceae
Source: the annotation of a GenBank genome assembly